This is a messenger RNA of Oncorhynchus masou masou (cherry salmon), 1156 nucleotides long. Its product is annotated as homeobox protein Hox-C10a-like. The transcript has 2 exons. Bases 5 to 1150 code for a protein of 381 amino acids. The record is from RefSeq and is a predicted model, not a curated record. Gene Ontology annotation, cellular component: nucleus. Gene Ontology annotation, biological process: regulation of transcription by RNA polymerase II. Lineage: Eukaryota; Metazoa; Chordata; Actinopteri; Salmoniformes; Salmonidae. Gene Ontology annotation, molecular function: RNA polymerase II cis-regulatory region sequence-specific DNA binding; DNA-binding transcription factor activity, RNA polymerase II-specific.
AAUUAUGUUGCUGAUAUUUUUGGCCCCCAAAAUAUGUCAGCUUCCAACUGUCCUUAUUCUCCUCCAGAAAACCUUUACUACAGGAACAGAAACGGGGGGGGGGGAAACAACAACAAUACAAAUAAUGUCAUGCCAGGAUAACAUGGCUGCGGGUCAUUUCCUUAUGGAUUCUUUGAUGGGAGGAUCAUCUUCCUAUAGAGGCGAAGGCUACUCCAACAGCAACCAUGGAAUGUACAUCCACCCGGCUGCAUCUGAGUAUGGAUGCUCAAUGAUGAGACAUUUUGGAGUAGUUGGAUCGAAAAAAGACGAGGUUCCUCUGAGCAGCCACCCUCUCGGCUCCUACCAAGAUGCGCCUUACCUGUCAUCCCAACUGGGCACAUGGACUUCGGCUUCCAAAACUAACAGGAACGAGCAACCUGUUGCCCAGUCCAGUUUACAACCGUGUUCGUUUCCAACCGACAACGUCAAAGAGGAGGCGUUCUGUUGUCUCUAUCAGGGUGACAGUAGCAGCAGGGCUAAUAAGGACGCUACAGAGUCGGCUACUUACAUCCGGCUUGGGAACAAUAGUAGCAGCCAGACCGACCAAACCACUGUCUCGGCGACGUCCGAAUGUUAUGGAGGAGAGAAACAGGUAUACCCCAGAGGGAGCAGGGGACAGCGAAAAGAGCAGGUCGGGACAGGCUUUGCUUCUUUGGACCAGGUGACGACAUCUGUUGAAUCACCCAGAGAAUCAACGGUUAAAAUGAGCAAAUCUACCCAGGAGACAGUCAGCGAGGAAAUGCGCAACGAAAAGGCAAAACAGGGAAAGAGCAUGAAAGAGGAAAGCGCAAAGACUGACAGUUGUUCUGAUAACUCCGACAGCGAAUUGAAAGAUGAUUUUACACUGGAUAAUGCUCCAGGAAACUGGUUAAAAGCCACAAGUGGACGGAAGAAGAGAUGCCCGUACACAAAGCACCAGACGCUCGAGCUGGAAAAGGAAUUUUUGUAUAACAUGUACCUGUCCCGCGAGCGCCGCCUGGAGAUCAGUAAGAGUAUCGAUCUGACCGAUAGACAAGUCAAGAUCUGGUUCCAGAACCGAAGGAUGAAACUCAAGAAACUCAAUAAGGAAUGUCGUGGACGGGAUCAUAUGGCAGUCCACAACUUCACUUAAAAUUAU